Messenger RNA from Pectinophora gossypiella (pink bollworm), 5837 nucleotides. RefSeq names its product A disintegrin and metalloproteinase with thrombospondin motifs adt-2-like. The coding region runs from base 2337 to 4853 and encodes 838 amino acids. The record is from RefSeq and is a predicted model, not a curated record. Gene Ontology annotation, biological process: proteolysis. Gene Ontology annotation, molecular function: metalloendopeptidase activity. The transcript is spliced from 13 exons. Lineage: Eukaryota; Metazoa; Arthropoda; Insecta; Lepidoptera; Gelechiidae.
AAGUUUGACGUGGAACUCCGCGGCCGUGUGCGAAUAUAGUCUUCGCUAUAAAAUGAAGGGCUGGUAGGUGUUUCGUUCAUUAAUAUUCCAUGUUCGCAACUUACUGCCGCUUGCCGCUAUGACGACGAAUAUCCAAGUAGCAUUCAUUUAGUUGGAGCCGUGGUAGCCCAGUUGGUAGAACGCUUGCCUCUCACUUUGAGGUCGCAGGUUCGAAUCCAGCACAGGCCUAAACCAAUGAUUGUCGAAUUUGUUUUCAAAUUCAUGUUUGAAUCAUAGAUGAUUAUCACAUGCUCAGCUCAGCGGUGAAGGAAAACAUCGUGAGGAAAUCCUCAUUCUCGAGAAAUGAAUUUUUCGAGGUAUGUGAUGUGCCUAACCUGUAUUGGGCUGGUUUUCCCUUCGAGGGUUGGAAGGUCAAACAGGCAGUCGCUUCUAUAAAAAGCCGGACCUGUCAAAUCUUCAGGUUAGGUAAACGGGCCUUGUUAAAAACAGGAUAAUGCUAUGGAGAUGAUGAUUCAUUUAGUUGCUUUUCUAUUCAUAAUUAAGUUAUUACCUAUGUGAUUUGUAGGAUAAUAAUGAGGAUUCUCUAACUGGAUCUAGACUACUCUACUCAUGCUUUGGACAUGGGCGGCAGGGGAGCAUAGGUAGGAUAGCCUACCUAUCAUACCAUAACCUAACUAAACACUGCACUAGGUUACACUGUAGACAAAUUAAAAAGGUAGGUACCUAUACCUACCUACUUAUUAAUAAAAAAUAAUUAGAUAUACGUGGCAAAAGCAUAUACCUAACGUAGUUAUAGAAUGAUUAUCUAUACUAAGGUAGGUAUACCAUUCAUAUUGGAAAGAUCAUUAAAAUAAGCAUCAGGUUAUAAAGUAGUAGUGGUGCGUUUUCAUAGAUAAAUCCGUGUGAGAGCCCUCAGCGCUCCCCAUUUGUCCGGCCAGUAGUUAAUGUCAUUUGCGCUAAAUGAAAGUACAUACAAUAAGUCACAUCAAAAAUAUGCAAAUAUAUCUAUCUUGUAUAAAAAUAUAUUCAAAACAAAUUGCCAACAGCGAAAAAUACUACUUUUGUCGCAAGAUAUCUACAUGUUCUUUGAUUUAUAUUUUCUAAGUACCAUAAGUAUAUAUUUAAGUAUGCCUACCUAUAAAAUCUCUGAAUUUGCGAGUAAAAGUAAUAUUCGCCCGGAAGGACUUAUUUAAGGACAUUAGUUACCGUUAGCGACGCCGUUAGGUUGGAUGCCUAAUUAUAUUUAUCAAAACGUUAACAUCCUUACAAAUUUCAAACAACGAGUGCACACAUUAGUCAUGAAACCGCAACCCGAAGAAAGCAAAUGUCGGAAGGGAUCUCAUUCCGUUAUCGAGCCACUCAGAAAGUAUGGCGCAUUUCUUAUAAGCAAAGAAUUAUUAUGAUUAGCAAGUGACCCACAUACCAUCGGCAGAUAUUUGGUUUACUGGGUAUGUAUUUCGCUUUGUUUUGCGACAUCGCGUGCUUUAGAUGAGUUGUACUUAAAACGACAAUACAAACGAGCUCUUGGUAAUUAAACUCGAUAAAGAAAUGCGGGUAGUAGACUGUUGUGCUUUCCUCUUAUCUUCCACAUUAAGAUAGGAGUGACAUAAGUGUUAUGUGUGAUUGUGGAAAAAGUGGGCAUGAAAGUCAUUGACACAAGAAUGUUGUUAGGAACAUACCCCAGUCAUGAAAUAUAUUUUCCUCGAUCAUCUAGUACCUAUACUUACUUUAAUGUUCCUAUCCUAAAUCGAAAUACGUACAUACCUAAUUAGAUUCAUACAUUGUGACAAUACACGCCUGCAAAUAUAUACGUAGUGUAGAGAACUAAUUAUUGUCUGUCUCUACAUCGCAAGCACACUACACAUAGGUUUUAUACGGACGAAUCUAAUUGUCAGAUUAUGAAUAUAAGUAGAUUAUUUAAAAAAAUCGUUAAUUAAUGAGAAAGAUCAUGUCAUCGCACGAUGUUUGUUCAAAUGUGGGACGCAGACACAUGCAUGUUCGCGUUGAACUGGCGGGCGGGCCGCGGACCACUAAGGAGUCGAUACUGUUCAUUUGUUUUGAUUGGCGGCGCGGCCCGGGUGAUGGAUGACUCGCGACAAUGCUCCUCCGGGGACGCGUGUGGGCGGUGUCUUGACAGCCAAAUUCUGCACUUUCCUCCGACUUUCUCUCCGAGGUGCGAAAGGUGUUCACUCGGGGGCUCGCAAAUACUCGCAAUGCUUAUUCGGUAGCUGGCGCCGCAUAAGUGUACGCGUUCUAAUCGCAGCGCAGCAACGAUCGGGUCGGUGAUCGCUUGUCAGUUGUCGGUGCAUCGCGCGGGAGAUAUUCAAAGCACCUGCAUGCCUUUCCGAGUCGGAGUUUAUAAAGAAGUGUUGCAAAGUCUUGGUGCAUACAGUCAGUGCAGGCAGGGCGCAGGGGUGCGAUGCCAGAGGGCAGCCAUGGGGGCUCGGCUUGACAUCGUGAUGGUGGCGCUGUUGUGCGUGCUGCGGGCCGCGGCGCCCGCGCGCUUUCCUAGCUGGUGGGACGAACAGCCUCGCGGGCCGGAGGCAGAGUCGGCGGGGUCAGCGCGGGCGGACGGCGAGGACGUGCAGGUGGUGUACCUGCCGGCGCUGCUGCCGCGCGAGGCGCAGUCGGCCGCCGACCGGCAACAAGACGUGCCCGUACAUUACAGCUUCGACGCUUUUGGACGGAAUUUUGAGCUAGAACUAGUACCGAACCGGAGGCUGGUGUCGCCGCAGUUCCGGGUAUGGUCGGAGCGCGGUCAGGAAGCCCCGCUGUCGGGGGCCGACGCCUCCUGCCACUUCCUGCACGCGGGGCCGGGCGCCGUCGCUGCGCUUUCCGCCUGCCGGGACCAUACUCUUCACGGCCUCAUUGUGAUGGACAACUCCACUUACGAAGUCCGUCCGCUGCCGCUUGGCGCUGGUCGCGCGGACAAUGGCGACGACCGCACGGCACACGUGAUUCGGCGCGCGCCCCCGCCCCCUGCACCCAUGGACGACGCGCGCCCGCUGCGGCCCCGUGCGCGGCGUCCACGCACGCCCUUCUCCCUCCCACGGCCGCCCAAACUCGGCCCCGCCAGCUACACCAUCGAGAUCGCCCUGUUUCUCGACGAAGCCGCCUACAAGAUAUUCUAUCCCUUCCUCAAUUAUAACGAAGCGGAUUUGCGAGACAUGCUUCUUGCGUACAUAAAUGGCGUGCAAGCUCUAUAUCAGCACUCGUCGCUGGGCACCCACAUCCAGCUCUCCCUGGUGCGGCUGACGCUGCUAAGAGCUCAGCCGCCGUCGCUGCCGCCGCACGCAGAGCGCGGGCGCCUGCUCGACUCCUUCUGUGCGUACCAACGCUCGUUGAACGUGGAGGACGACGAUGAUCCGCAGCAUUGGGACAUGGCGCUGUUGCUCUCUGGGCUGGACUUCUACUCGGAGGAGGGUGGUCGGCGCAACGGCGUGACGAUGGGCCUGGCGCCGGUGGGCGGCGUGUGCCUGCCCGCACACGCCUGCGUGGUCUCAGAGUUCGGCACCACAGACGUCCUCGGCCGACCCUACCCUUCAGCCGGCUUCACUUCAGUCUACAUCCUCGCACACGAAAUUGGACACAAUUUGGGCAUGCACCACGACGGCACCGGUAACGCUUGCGCGCGCGACGGCUACAUCAUGUCUCCCUCUCGCGGUACCAACGGUGAAGCCACCUGGUCCACGUGUAGCGCCAAAGUCGUGGCUGACUUACAGUGGGCGACAUGUCUACUGGACGGCGGCGACGAUGAGACUCCUGAGGAAUUGCGCCACGAGCGGUUCGGAGGAGCACCCGGGGUCAUCUGGGGUGCUAAAAAACAGUGCGAGAUUCUGCUGCGCGACUCGGACGCGGCGCCGUCACCUGGGGCCCCGACGGCGGGGCACUGCGCUCAGCUGGCGUGCCGCUCGCCACACCGCGCCGGGUUCUAUUACGCCGGGCCCGCGCUGCCCGGCACGCCCUGCGGCACCCAUAUGUGGUGUCAAGGUGGGGAGUGCGUCGCGUCUGGAGUGGGGCCUGAGGUCAGCUCGCAGGCCCCGGGGGCUGCCAAGCCUGGGUCUGGCGGGACCGGGAGCGGGAGCGGUUCUACUGGGGAUAGUAACACUGGGGGCAGUAACACUGAUGGCAGCGGUAAUGGGGGUUGGAGCGGCUGGUCUUCGGGCACCUGUCGAUCGGGCUGUACUUCAAGAGCUCGAGGAUUCCGAGAAAGAAGACGAUCCUGCCCGGCAGCAGCUGUCUGUGAAGGCGCGUCGUAUGACGUCGUGCUGUGUGAUGAUACUAAGGUGUGCGGCAAGAAGCGGCGCGUGAGUGCGAGCGAGCUGGCGUCGAGGAAGUGCGCCGAGUACGCCGCCAUGCUACCGGAGCUGGACCCUCGAGGGGGCGGCCUGCAGGCACCGCAUGACUCUACUCGUAUGUGGAUGGGGUGCGCGAUCUUCUGCCGGCGCGCAUCGGGCGGUGGUUUCUACGCGCCACGUGUGGAGCUCAACGACGCCGGCCUCGACCCCUACUUCCCCGACGGCACCUGGUGCCACCACGACGGCUCGCAGGACUACUACUGCCUACAGCAUCACUGCUUGCCAGAGAAUUUCAAGAUGACAGCGCAGUGGCACAUUUGGGAGCUUCCCAGCGAGGACAUUAGCGGUUCGUUCAAUGCGCGCGCGCGCUCGGCGCCUGACGACUCCGACAUGGCGGCAGCCAUCCGCCGCUACUUCUCCCUGGACGAGGGCGGAACGCCACUGACUAGAGCUGCGCUUCCCCCGUAUAUUGAAGACGAACCAGAACAGAAUUGGGAGGUCACCGACUAUGUUGAAAUAGAAGAAAGAAAGAAAAACGUCCCAUUAGAAGCAUGAGUGUCCGUAGACGAUCUUCAUUGCUACUUUUUAACUGCACAGCAAAAGUUAUCUGGGAUCCAAACCGAAGAAUCUUAAAGUAAUUCUCCGUUUGUAAAAUAAUAAGUACCUAGGUAUAUAUAUUAUAAUAUACAUCUAUACCACGUUCAUCUGCCGCUCGGCGGCAGCCACGGAUUAACCUUGUCGUAAGAUUUGAUACUUCAAUGCCUUAUUUGAUAUAAUAUGAAGAGUUCCAUUCCACAUUAAUAGCAAUAUAUAGGUCUACGUCUAGUAUAAUAUGAAAGUCACUAUUUUAUCAAUGUUUUCGUAUUCAACUUGUAUUUACAAUUUUAUCUUGCCAAGUUAUAAAUGUUAUUGUAAAUGAAGCCGUCUCAUUAAUCCUAGUUCAAAAAGUUAUCUGGGGUAAUUAGCCUAUUUUCUUUAUAUUCCAAUGUCUUAGGUUUCUAUUUACGGUAUAUGUAAGUUUAGGUAAAGAACUAAGAAGAAUUGCAUUUAGUAGUGUUUAAGAUGACAGUAUUAUAGGUGAAGCGAAUUAGAGCAAUCUUUCUUUAGAAACAACACGCAUUUAUGCCAACAAAUGCAUAACUAUGUUGGCGUUACUUAUCUUAAUUAUUUUUACGUUUUCUUUUUUUAAUUUAAAUAUUUAUUAAAAAAUAUAUAUAAUCUUCUACUCUCGUGGGGGUUGUGAGAUCAACGAUCGACCUCAUCAACCAUGGUUGAUACCGGGGGGAAGGGUGUGAUCAUAAGAUUAUUCGAAAGAAAUAUGAUCCGUGUUUCGGAUAGCACGUUAAGCAGACGGAUCCGGCUACUAUUUAUAAUAAUGGGUUAUUGGGUCAUGUCGAGACCUACGGCGGCUCAAUAGUACUUUAUAAUUAUAUAAAUAAUUUAUAAUUUAAGUUAGAAUUAAGACAGAAACGAGAAUCCCUCAAAUGCUAGUCUUUUAUUUAUAGAAUUCGUUGCUGGAUAAAUCAUCAGUAUUUCUAU